Messenger RNA from Vitrella brassicaformis, 2222 nucleotides. The record is from the annotation of a GenBank genome assembly. Lineage: Eukaryota; Vitrellaceae.
CCCUGGUAAGCUGGGUUGGGUUGGAUUGGGUUGGGGAGGGCGCCACGCAACGAGAGAAAAGACAAACUCAGUCAGUGGCUCGGCGGGUGUGUGUGUGGGUGUCUAUACGGCGAUCCACUUGACGACCUGUCCGUUCUCCCACAUGCCCUCCUUGACCACGCCGUCCUGACCCUUGUGCCAGCCUACACGCACGCACGCACGGACAGUCAGGGGAGUCUAUGUGGUCACGUGACUGACUGACUGACUCCCCAACUGACUCCCCACCUCACUCACUCAUUCACUCACCUUUGCCCUCCUGUUUGCCGUUGACCCAGUUGCCCCGCACCUCAGACCCGUCGGGCCAAGAGAAACGACCGGCGCCGUGCUUCCUGAUGGGCAGAGCGGACACGCACAUGUGUGGACCGUUGCUGUAUCCCGGUGGUAGUUAGUUACUUGUCGCUUUUGUAUUCCCCUUCGUAGACUUUGCCGUCGGCCCAGGUGAACUUGCCCUGACCGUCCAUGCGAUUCCGCUUCCACUGCAGACGUAGGUGGUUGGGAUACACGACGAGCAAAGGCGGGCGGCAUUGUGUGUGUGUGUGUGUGUGUUGUGAUGCGUGUGUGUACCUGUCCUGAGUACUCCCUGCCGUCCGGCCACUGCAGAUCGAUCCGCCAUUUGCAGACAUCCAUCCAUCCAUCCAUUUGAGACGAUCUGUUGGCUUGUCUGUCUGUCUGUGUGUCUGUCUGCCUAGUGUGCGUCCUGCUUGGCUUGACUCUGUGUGUGUGAGCUUUACUUUGAAUCUGCCGUGUCCGUGAAGGUUGUCUUCGUAGAAGGACCCCUCGUACGUGGCGCCCCCCUCCCACCGAAAGGUGCCCUUCCCCUGCUUCUUGCCCUCAACAAAAUGACCUGGGGGCAAGCAAAGACAACGCACACACAUACAUACACACACGCACAGGCGCAUCUCUGCCACGCUGCUGCGUGUGUGCCGACCGACCUACGUACCUUCAUAGUAUGAUCCGUCCGGCAGUCGUUCGACGCCUGGACCGUGUUUGCGUCCGUCUCGCCACUCGCCCUUGUAGGAGGUGCCGUCCUUUUUGGUCAGGUGGCCCUGGCCCUCCGCCUUGCCCUCACGCCAGUCACCCACGUAACUCGUGCCGUCCUUCCACACCUACAGACACAUAACGCAUAAAACCAGGCAGGCAGGGAGGCAGGGAGGGAGAUGAGCAAGGAUCAGACAGAGGCCCACCCAUCCCAUCAAUCGCUCUUUCUUUCUGUCCUUGUGUUACCUGCUCGCCCCUGCCGUGUGGCUGGUCGUUCUGGUGCAAAAGGGGUCACACAGAGCAUACAUACGCAGCGUGUGUGUGAAUAAAUGAGGUGUUGAGUGUCUCAAUUGUCUGUGUGACUGUACUGUGCGCCCACCCUCAUUUGUCCCGAGUAGAAGGCCCCGUUGUCGAGCUUGUGGUUCUCGACCUCGUUGUACACACCCGCCUCAGCAACCUGCACAUACACACACAUCGACACACACAUUCACAUUCCCUACGACUAGUGUCCAUUUACCGACCCUACCCUUCAUCUGUGUGUGUGACUGACUGACCAGGUAUGAGUGGUUCGCUGACAGCCACUGGUCGCCCCUCCGGGCGUCGUGAAUGUUGAAGUGCGACGAGUCGUCUGUGGCGCCGGUGCUGCUCAUGUUGACGGCCCCGCCCUGCACCGACGGGCGGAUGAGCUUCCGGUCCAUGUCAGCCCACUCGCUGAUGUCGAUCUGAUGCUCAUUCUGACAUGCCGACCACACAAACAAGAUACAGACAGACAUGGGCUAGGCGUGUGAAGUGAGUGGUGUUUGGGUACCUACCGUUGGCGGCAGCGGCCACACGCCUCCCCUGUGGAGGCACUGCUGAGCCGGAAAACUGCACUGCACACACUCAAUCACACACACAACAGACCACACAACCACAGCAACACAACAACACAAUACGCUUUCGUGCCUUCCUCCUCUGUUGCAGCUUCCAAAAAUCGUCCCGUCUCAAACUCCCAGAGUGGCCUCUCUGUCUUCCUGCCUCGCUGCAGCUUUGCGAGCUGCUUUGCUCCUGUGUACCUGGUUGCCCAUUGCGCUGCAGAAGGCCGCGGACACCGCCGCAGCAGGCGAAAAGACGGGAUGCCAGGACGUCAAGGGCAGCACUGCCUGCCUAACCGCAUUGCCAUUCCAGGCUCCCACAUCCUCAAUAGCGCGUUUUUCUCAGGAAAG